GAGACAGUAAUAGGAGAGGUGGCUCGGGUUGUACGGAGGCCGCGCGCUGAAAAAUGUUGCAAUUAUAUUAAUUUAUUGUCGGUUUAAAUAAAUAGAAGUCGUCAAGACGCGAGCACGAUUCAGUUACUGUUCUCGUGACACGCUUAAUGUUUAUCUUUUCUUUUGUUAUCACUCUUGACCACACGUGGCUUCGUAUUGAAAAUAAUUAUUAUAAUACACCAGUGUGAGGUUUGGACUCGAUGAGAUUGCGUACAUAUUCGGGAGGCGAGAAUCAAGAUCUUUAUAAAAUAAAGUGCCAGAGAAAUCUAAAACAGUUUUAAUUUACAUCUCGCGUUUAAAACAAGUGUUUUAUCAUCAAAAUAAUCGAAUUAAUAAAGUAAACAAAAUAAGUAUCUAAGUCAUUAUCUUCAUUUAGUUGAAAAUAAACAAGAAAAAGGAUAGAACCCAUAGCAAGAGACUGAGUGGCCUGGAGGUAAUAGACAAAUCUCAAGGGUUGAUUUGAAAAAUUACACAUAACGAUAUGGAGUUUGUAAGGGAGGAAUGAUAGAAUGCAAGAAGGUAGUACUGCGGUGGCGCUAGCAAUGGUGACUCCUGGGUACGAUCAGGACCCUGCAAGUGGGGUUGCCGAUUAUACAACGCACCAGGAUCAAGCUCAAUUUGAAGCUGAUAAAAGAGCUGUAUAUAAACAUCCUCUGUUCCCGCUAUUGGCGUUACUAUUCGAGAGAUGCGAACAAGCAACACAGAGUUCGGACAAUUCAACAUCCGAAAGCUUCAACAUGGACAUACAGGCUUUUGUCCAGCACCAAGAAAGAGACCGAAAGCCUUUUUUAAUCAAUGACCCAGAGAUUGACGGUUUAAUGAUAAAAGCUAUUCAGGUGCUACGGAUUCAUCUGUUAGAGUUAGAAAAGGUUCAAGAAUUGUGCAAGGACUUCUGCAACAGGUACAUUUGUUGUCUCAAAGGGAAGAUGCAAAGCGAAAAUUUAUUACGAAGCGACUACAGUCAUCACGGGCACGACAUCGGUCCAUCAAGUGGCAGCAACGGGAGCAGUCCACUGCAGGUGCUGUCAUCUACAGGCAAUGAUGUUGAGCCGGGAACUAACGGACUCGGAGUGAGUAGAGGAGACACGCCGUCCGAGAACGGCAGCACGAGCCAGGAAAUCGUCCAGGUCGAAGGCAUCAUCGAGAGGCCUUCAUCCGCCCGAUCUUCAUCUGUUGCUCAACGCUCCAUCAGAUCCGACAGUCAGGACCAGGAUGAUCCACUGUCACCUUCUACCGUUCAUGGUAGUACACCUCUCUCUCAAAUUGGAGCCCAUCCUUGUGCUUCUGUCAACGAUAUUUAUCUUGGUCAAGAUAUUACCGUUCCAGGAUCUCCUUCCUCUAUACCCAGUGAAGAUGAAGAUGAAGGAUGUGGAUCUACACCUUCAAACCAUACCAGUGGUAGUGGAAGCAAUCGAAAGGGUAGACAAAAGCGCGGUGUACUUCCUAAACAAGCUACUAGCAUCAUGCGUGCUUGGUUAUUCCAACAUUUAGUUCACCCGUAUCCUACGGAAGAUGAAAAACGUCAAAUAGCAAGUCAAACGAAUUUGACGUUACUUCAAGUAAAUAAUUGGUUUAUAAAUGCGCGGCGACGAAUUUUACAACCAAUGUUGGAUGGAGCAGGUGCUGAAGCUCUUCCACGUUCAGGUAAACGACACAAAGUUAUGAAACAUGUUGUACAACAGCAGCAUCAACUGCACCAACAACAGCAGCCAAGCGGUUGGCAGUCAGGAGAUUCGGAAAGCGACUCAGGUUCUAGUGAUGGUGAUGGAGGAGCCGAGAGAUUUAAAGACGGCAAUGAUAGUGAUGAGGAUCAUCUUCACUGACCUCUGUCAUUUAUUAAUAUGUCGUUAACCUCUCUGUGGUACCUUCGAACCAAGUUGCUCAUUACAGUAUUAAGGUAUUCGAGGUUAGAUAACGCUUUAACUGUCAAAUACGUAAUUAAUCACGUGAAUAUCAGGGAUUCGUGGUUAGAAGUUAUCUCGCUCUUGUACCGGCUAAUAAUCUUCAUUUUCAUUCAUCUAUUUCCCAAUUAAAUUUAUUCAAUCAUAGCUGCCAAUAUACAUAACGUUAAUUUAGAUUGAAUAAUAAUGUACGAUCAUUUUUUUUUCUCUUUUUUUUUUUUUUAAUUAAAUUAUAUUUUAUAUUAUUAGGCUGUUUAUCUAUCAUCUAUUUAUAAUAAUCAUUUAGGCUGUUUUGUUAUUAAGAUUUCAUGAAAUAUAAUUUGUAUAGUAAUAAUUGGACGAAUAGCUGGAUUAUUUUGUGGAAAAAAAAAAUUUUUUAUUUUAAUAAUGUGCCAUCGUCAGAGAGUGUGGUAACUUUCACGCGUAAUCUGUUCAGCUCUGCAUCGGCGUGACUUAGCAAAGUGCUGUCCCUCCAAGAUAAUAAUAAUAAUAUUAAUAUUAAAAAUAAUAAUAAUAAUAAUAAUAAUAAUAAUAAUAUAAAACUUCUUAAAUAAAAAUAUAUAACAAUUAUAUUUUUAAAUUCUAAGAUUCAUCUCUGCGCAUGUAACGCGGGCAAUGAUCCUCGAUACUGCUGUACAUAAACCAUACUGAGCAGUUAUGAACAUUAUAAAAUACUUAAUAAUUAAUAUUUGUAAUUUUAGAAGUAAAGAUAAAAAGCAAAAUAAUGUUAAAAUUUAAAGUACUUGCAUAAACGUUAUAUUAAUACGUUGUAAUAAUACUUUUUUCUUGUAAUUCUAAAAGCAUUUUUAACAUGACAUACGCACACGCCACUUGUAGUUUGUAAGAAUUAUUAUUAUUAUAUAUAAUAUUAAUGCAUAUACAAUAUCUGCAUACCAUUAUCAUUUUACGGUAGUCUCUUUUCAUUAAAUUAAAUCAAGAUAUUGUAAAUUUAACGACAAA
This is a messenger RNA of Cotesia glomerata, 2900 nucleotides long. Its product is annotated as homeobox protein PKNOX2-like. The coding region runs from base 549 to 1862 and encodes 437 amino acids. The transcript is spliced from 6 exons. Gene Ontology annotation, biological process: regulation of transcription by RNA polymerase II. NCBI's taxonomy places the organism in Eukaryota, Metazoa, Arthropoda, Insecta, Hymenoptera, Braconidae. Gene Ontology annotation, molecular function: DNA-binding transcription factor activity, RNA polymerase II-specific; RNA polymerase II cis-regulatory region sequence-specific DNA binding. The record is from RefSeq and is a predicted model, not a curated record.